UAUUCAGCACUCUCCCGGAGGUCCCUGACUCUGGCUGUGCUCUCUCUCCCACACAGCUAUAAUAAACUCUCUCCUCCACCAUAUCUGGGAACAGUCAUGUUCCUUUUCCUUUCUUAUUUCUUUUCUUUCUUUUUCUUUUUUUUUUUUCCCAUUCAGAGUGUGUUUCUAACUCGUCACACUCUUCCUUUUCCUGUGAUGACAAGGUCGGUGUGAAGCUUUGUGUUUCGAGCUUGACAGGAUCUAGAUGAGCCUCAGGUCACACCUCUGAGGGAUCGUCUGCCUUAGGUUAACUGAGGUAGAGCAUCUGCUAUGAAAAGUGACCAGGACUUGGGUCCUCCCUGCAUAAAGAGAAGAAGGCUACAGACUAGUGAACUCAUUAGUCAUCAACACGAGGAGUCAUGUCUUCAGCUUCUCACAGACAGACAGAGCGAUGGUAAUUGCUGUCAUGUCUGCCGCCCAAUUUGGAUAUCUACAAGAAACUGGACCCUCAUGAAUUCCCUUGAAGUAAGCUCAGACCUGAAUGGACACUGAAGAUUCUCCAUCCUGUCUCAGAAAUAUGUAGCAUGCUUCCUCCCCACCCACAGAUUUAAAAACAAAACAGUCAGUGUAGUGGCUGCACAUCUAUCACUCCAGAAAUUCAAAGUCUGAGGCCGGAGUACUGGGAGUUCAGACAAGCCUGGGUUACAUCCCUAGACCCAGAGCCUGAGAGGACCAGAGCUAGCAAGUCUUCCAAGGGUGAAAAAGAGUCAAGUACAGGACCAGGCCCAGACCUGCUGAGGUCCCCCUGACCUGAGGCUCCCACAGAGGGUGUGGGAAGCAGACAUGUAGGAGGUGCCCAGGACAUAGAAGAAGCUCUUAGAGGAACUGACCAGCCCACGGCAGGCUGCUCUGAUGUACUUCCUCUUUCCCAGCCAGCCUCCUCCAGCCCUCUUCUCUCCUUCCUUUUCUCUCUCAUGCUAGUUUAUGCGUCAGUUCCUGAACGAUGGGGAAACUUCCUGACGCUACGAAGUCGCCCAAAGGGAGGCUAGACCCCAUUCUGCGCGCUAGGCUGGGACCUUGAAGCCUGGAGCGCCUACCCGGCAGCUCUGAGAGAGACACCUUGAACUACCAUCCUGCCUUCUGGUAAGCACCUAACCAUGUCCCUGGCUGAGGCCAUCAGACUCUGGAAUGAAGGGGUGCUCGCAGCCGACAAGAAGGACUGGAAGGGUGCCCUGGAGGCCUUCAGCGAGGUGCAGGACCCCCACUCGAGGAUUUGCUUCAACAUAGGCUGCGUGAACACUAUCCUGGAAAACUUGCAGGCAGCCGAGCAGGCCUUCACCAAAAGCAUCAACAGAGACAAGCACUCUGCAGUGGCCUACUUCCAGAGAGGAAUGCUCUACUACAGAAUGGAGAAGUACGACCUUGCUAUCAAAGACCUUAAAGAGGCCUUGACGCAGCUUCGUGGGAACCAGCUGAUAGACUACAAGAUCCUGGGGCUGCAGUUCAAGCUGUUUGCCUGUGAGGUAUUGUACAAUAUUGCUCUCAUGCAUGCCAAGAAAGAGGAAUGGAAGAAAGCAGAAGAGCAGUUGGCAUUGGCAACCAACAUGAAGUCCGAGCCCAGGCAUUCCAAGAUCGACAAGGCCAUGGAGAGCAUCUGGAAGCAGAAGCUGUUCGAGCCCGUGGUGAUCCCUGUGGGUCGGCUGUUCCGUCCAAAUGAGAGGCAGGUGGCUCAGCUGGCCAAAAAGGACUAUCUGGGCAAGGCUACGGUUGUAGCAUCUGUGGUUCACCAAGACAACUUUUCUGGCUUCGCCCCUCUGCAGCCACAGUCAGCAGAGCCUCCUCCCAGACCCAAAACCCCAGAAAUCUUCAGGGCUCUGGAAGGUGAGGCACACCGCGUAUUGUUUGGCUUUGUGCCGGAGACGCCAGAAGAGCUACAGGUCAUGCCUGGGAACAUCGUCUUUGUCUUGAAGAAGGGCAGUGAUAACUGGGCCACAGUCAUGUUCAAUGGACAGAAGGGGCUUGUCCCCUGCAACUACCUGGAGCCAGUUGAGCUUCGGAUUCACCCUCAGUCGCAGCCCCAGGAAGAUACCUCUCCAGAAUCCGAUAUUCCACCACCUCCUAAUUCUAGCCCCCCAGGAAGACUCCAGUUGUCACCAGGUCACAAGCAAAAAGAGCCCAAGGAACUGAAGCUCAGCGUGCCUAUGCCUUACAUGCUCAAGGUGCAUUACAAAUACACAGUGGUCAUGGAGACGCGGCUUGGCCUCCCCUACAGCCAGCUUCGGAACAUGGUGUCUAAGAAGCUGGCGCUCUCGCCAGAACACACUAAACUGAGCUACCGGCGUCGGGACAGCCACGAGCUUCUGCUCCUGUCCGAAGAAAGCAUGAAGGAUGCCUGGGGCCAAGUGAAAAACUACUGCCUGACUCUGUGGUGUGAGCAUACGGUGGGUGACCAAGGUCUUAUUGAUGAACCCAUACAAAGGGAAAACUCAGACGCCAGUAAGCAGACUACGGAGCCUCAGCCUAAGGAGGGGACCCAGGUGGUAGCAAUCUUCAGUUAUGAGGCUGCCCAGCCAGAAGACCUGGAAUUUGUGGAAGGAGAUGUAAUCCUGGUACUGUCACAUGUGAAUGAAGAAUGGCUGGAAGGGGAGUGUAAAGGGAAAGUUGGCAUUUUCCCGAAGGCUUUUGUUGAAGGAUGUGCAGCCAAGAAUUUGGAAGGCAUUCCCAGAGAAGUCUAGGAUCUACAAAGCUGAAGCAAAGUGUUGUUUUUCCCCUUGCAAGACUUACCCAUCUCUGCUGUGCGCUAUACAGACACACCAGUUUGGAAAUGUGGCCUAACUUACCAUUUCCCUAUUAAAAUUGAACCUGUCACACAGCAAUAUGACAACUCAGAAGAUUUUCUUACAGAUGGAGGAGGGGGAGACAAAUUUUCUGCAAAGGAAAUGAAGGUUUGUGUGUGUGCUGGCUACGUGAAUGUACUUAAGAAUUCCCAGAGCUGCACACCAAUGGGCACACCUUUCUGCUGGGAAAACAGGACACCCAGUGUCCAAGUCCAACAGUUCAGUGGAAAAAUAAUUAAUAAAGGGUUCUUCCUUUAUUAAUUGCUUGGGUUCCAGAAGCUUAAAGCAAAUUUAUAUGUAAUCCUGAAGGUACACACAGACAACUCAUUAAAAAACUUAAGCUGCAUUAAAGAAAAGGCAGAUUGAAUCAGGUUCCCAUGAAGCACACCAUCCAGUCCCAAGGAGAAUGGAACUCUUAGAAUGACAGCCCUUUCUGUCCCUCAGAUGGACAAACAGGAAGAGAAAUCAACCACCCCCCAGAUCACAGCCAUCACUGUUGGCUUUCAUCAGAUUCAAUGGCUUUUAUAGGCCAGAGGAUGCCUCUGCCUCCCAAGUGCUGGGAUUAAAGGCAUGCGCCACCACUGUCCAGCUAUGGCAGACAUUUUAAGCUAGCAUUUCUAGAACAAGUCACUGGAUGCUAAGAAAAGCAAAACCCAUCCCCAAGCCUACCCAGUUGUGGCCAUUUUUGUUUCUUGCUGACAAGUGAGCAGUUGAAGUUCUAAGCUGUAUUUUUACUGCUAUAUCCUUUAAGGUAGAAUAAAUCCUCUACACACCGA
This is a messenger RNA of Mus musculus (house mouse), 3592 nucleotides long. RefSeq names its product neutrophil cytosolic factor 2 (gene Ncf2). The record is from RefSeq and is marked validated. Gene Ontology annotation, cellular component: membrane; cytoplasm; NADPH oxidase complex. Gene Ontology annotation, molecular function: superoxide-generating NADPH oxidase activator activity. The transcript is spliced from 16 exons. Gene Ontology annotation, biological process: phagocytosis; respiratory burst; superoxide anion generation. Bases 1137 to 2714 code for a protein of 525 amino acids. Lineage: Eukaryota; Metazoa; Chordata; Mammalia; Rodentia; Muridae.